CUGAACACUCCAGGAUCCUACCUUUGCAUUUGCUUCGAAUACGAUGAGGCGAACAAGAGAUGCAAGGGUUCGAAACCCGUUUUAAACUCCGAAGAGAAGAUCCCUGUUGAAAUUGUACCGGUUCAACCCUCCUUCGGUCGAACUACCGCAGCCGUAAAGCCGCCAUUACUUAGGAAUCGGUUUGUGUCAACAACACAGUCUACAACUACAACAAUAUCGACAACAAGGAGACCUAUUACGACCUCAGCUACGACAACUUCAUCGACCAGUACCACUACCGAGGCUCCUGCUACUGUGAAAAUUGCAGAAUUCAAACCAGCAAAAAUUAAACCGAACAAACUAAAUCUAGAUACAUCUGCGCUUACUGUAGCGCCUUAUCCAGGGUCAACUCCUAUAUGUCCUCCCUGCGAUAUUCACGCUACUUGUCGUGAUGGAAGAUGCGAAUGUCAGGCCGGAUGGAAGCCGUACAAGAACAUAUGUGUUGACAUUGACGAGUGUUCUGAAAGUAAUGUAUGUGGAGCUCAUUCGGAAUGUGUGAAUCGGCCCGGAAGCUAUGACUGCACAUGUGACAAAGGUUAUCGUUUUGAAGAGAACGGUGGCGGAUGUGUAGACAUUAAUGAAUGUCGCGAGAGUGAUCCAUGUGGCAAGGCUUCGGGAGUAGAAUGUCUGAAUCGUCCGGGUACCUACGAAUGCAUAUGUAAGGAUGGCUUUGAUGGAGAUCCAAAAAGAGGAUGCAGUGACAUCGACGAAUGCGCUCUCGGCUCACAUCACUGUGGAUCUCAUGCCAACUGCAUCAAUACCAUCGGUGGCUACGAAUGCGAAUGCCUGCCUGGUUUCGAACGAAUCGCUGAAGGAGCAGGCUGCACAGACAUCGACGAGUGCUUCUUGUCGAUGUGCCAUCCAGCAGCAAGAUGUUCAAACUUGGUUGGAUCUUUCUCUUGUAGCUGUCCUGAUGGAUUUGUAGGAGAUGGAAUGCAGUGUCAUGAAACUAUACUCUAUCCAAUCGCCAACGAUUCCAUAGUGGUGCCCAGAAAAAUGGAUGCUAUUGCUUCCAUCGACCUCCCAUCUCCAGUGUUUGUCUUUGGGAAACCCUAUAACACUGUUUAUCUUUCCUCAAAUGGAAUUCUCUCAUUUGAUCGCCCACUGCCCGGUCUUAUCGAGAGAGCGGAAUCACUUCGGGAAUCUGCUAUCUUUGCCUUGCAUGUUCAAUACGACUAUGUUAGAGAAGGCCUUGUUGCCUAUACCUACAUAAAUGAGUCUGACUCGUCAGCAUACUCGUUGCUGAGCCGCUCCUCCAUUGGUGUUCAAAACAACUUCCGACUACCAAACUUUCGCACGAAAACCUUACAUCUAUUUACCUUUGAUCGGAUGCGACAGGCGGGAAGCGAAAAUUUAAACUCCUUCCAAAUUGUUUUGGCGCAGUCAGAUGAAGCGACAAUGUUGACACUGAUCUACGAAAAGACACAAUCCAAAGGCCCUAUGACAGGAAUCGCCUCACCUACUGCAUUCCUUCCCCUUCCAAACGACAUGCUUUCCUCCCAUUCCAAUGUCGGCCAACCAGGUAAAUGGAUGUUUCGCAUUGACGACGGUAUUGGGGCGUGCCCGGCUGGAAGACAAGGUCCACCACUUUGCGAUAAAGAUUGUCCACCUGGUCACUAUGGCUUCUCAUGUCAAAGAUCCUGUAAUUGUGCGGCAGGUUUCCCUUGUGAUACUUCUUCAGGAGUUUGUGCGAAUGGUUGUGCAGCUGGUUGGGCUGGGCCCAACUGUGACCAAGAUAUCGAUGAGUGUUCUUCUGGCAUGGUCCUUUGUGGUGAAAAUGCCGAAUGUCACAAUACUGUGGGUGGCUACGAGUGUCGAUGCCGAAAGGGAUAUUCAGGGAAUGGGAAAGAAUGCUCACAAGUAGAGCGCUGUUACUCACGCUUUGGCAGAUCUUGCUCCUCUGAUGGAUCCUGUGAAGAAGGCGCUGAUGGCCCUCGAUGCAUUUGUGCUCGAGGAUUCCGUGGUGAUGGAUUUACUUGCACGCGGUUAUCGCAUAUUCAUUCCUCUGUAGAGGACAUAACUCAUCUGUUGAAGAACGAUGAGAACCUAAACGAAAGUACAAGUCCAGAUGUUGGCGAACAUCCAUUUGUCAUGACUUCUUGGCAAGGACCGGGAGGACCACCUAGGAUAAAAUCCUCGUCAACAACUUCCCGACCCAAGUCUUCAUUCUUUACUCGUAAGCAUUGUGUCCACGAAUUAUUGCGUUUCUUUUUCCUGAAAGAGUUUCCAACAGCCCUCUGUAUUUCCUAGUA
Strongylus vulgaris is the source of this 2291-nucleotide messenger RNA. The record is from the annotation of a GenBank genome assembly. NCBI's taxonomy places the organism in Eukaryota, Metazoa, Nematoda, Chromadorea, Rhabditida, Strongylidae.